UUGUGAAAUCUAUAUAAGAAAACAGUAACUUAUUUGAACGAAAUCCUUCAAAGAAAUGAUUGUUGAAUUAUAUGCUGCAAUGCAAGAAGCUUGUCGUGUGUGGUGUGGCUGAUUAUGUAAGUCGUUAAUGUCACAUUUACACUACAGACAAUUUCUUAGACUCGAGAAUCUUUUGGAUUAUUUAGAGACUAAUGUUUCUUGGAAGCAACUCCAAAUUUAAUGGACUUUGCGAGCAUGUGACGUGAUCAGCUUGUUACUAUUGUCUUGUACCUUGCUUCAUCAUGGAAAAGUUAAUUCAUUCCCCCUGGUUUAAAAAUAUGCUGUGUCGCUAAAUAUUUACAGUGGAAGUUGGCACUUUCAAGUUGUGAAUUAAAAUCUUGAAAAUGAUCGAGCCCAUGCAAUGCACAGGAUAUCUAAUGAGGUUGCUUGCUCUUUAUCACAUCAUUUCUUUUAUCAGUUUCUCUAGGGCUGAAGCUAGAAUCCGCCACUACAAAUGGGAGGUCAACUAUGGGUUCCAGUCUCCUGAUCGCUACAAGAAGCUGGCUAUCACCAUUAAUGGAAGAACUCCAGGACCAAAAAUCUUAGCACAGCAAGGUGAUACAAUUGUAGUUGAGCUUAAAAAUAAUCUUUUCACUGAGAAUGUAGCUAUUCACUGGCAUGGAAUCCGUCAGAUUGGAACACCAUGGAGUGAUGGAGCUGGAGGAGUGACCCAAUGCCCCAUUCAACCAGGAGAAAGCUUCAUCUACAAAUUUGUUGUGGAUAGGGCUGGAACAUAUAUAUAUCAUGGGCAUUAUGGAAUGCAAAGAGAAGCCGGCUUAUAUGGAUCAAUCAUCGUAUCGCUUCCUAAUGGAGUUUCUGAACCCUUUUCCUAUGACUCUGAUCGAACUAUACUCUUAAAUGACUGGUUCCAUAAGGGCACUGAUGAACAAGUCAUUGGCCUAUCUUCCAUACCCUUUGUGUUUGUGGGAGAGCCGCAGUCACUUCUUAUAAAUGGAAGAGGAAAAUACAACUGCUCUCUCCUCAAUACUCCAAGCUCUGAACCUGGACUCUGUAAUGCAACAAAUCCUGAAUGCUCUCCUUAUGUACUAACUGUUGUUCCUGGAAAAAUAUACCGAUUGAGGCUCGGUAGCCUAACUGCCCUCUCUGCUCUUAGCUUUGAAAUUGAGGAUCAUGAAAUGACUGUUGUGGAGGCUGAUGGGAGCUAUGUGGAACCAUUUGUGACAAGAAACCUCUACAUCUAUUCUGGUGAGACCUACUCAGUUUUAGUCAAAGCUAAACAGAACUCUUCAAGAAACUAUUGGAUCAGUGCAAAUGUAGUUAGUCGGAAACCUUCAACACCAACUGGUUUAGCCAUUUUCAAUUACUACCCAAAUCAUCCUCAAAAACCCCCUAAAACUCUUCCACCUGCAGGACCUCUUUGGAAUGACACCAAAUCUAGAUUGGCUCAAAGUCUUGCCUUUAAGGCUCGCCAAGGCUUCAUUAACACUCCUCCCCUCAGUUCAGAUAGAGUAAUUGUCCUUCUCAAUACACAAAACAAGAUUGAUGGUUAUUACAAAUGGUCCUUAAACAAUCUCUCUUUUACUUAUCCAACUACCCCGUAUCUUAUCGCACUCAAAAACAACUUAACUGAUGCGUUUGAUCGACGCCCACCUCCUGACAGAUAUGAUUUUGCAAAUUAUGACAUAUACAGUGUAGCCAAAAAUGUUAAUGCUACUUACAGCAACCGCAUAUAUAGGCUGAAGUUCAAUUCAACAGUAGAUAUUAUAUUGCAGAAUGCUAAUACCAUGACUCUGAACCACAGCGAAACACAUCCAUGGCAUCUUCAUGGGCAUGAGUUUUGGGUGUUGGGUUAUGGGUUAGGCAAAUAUAAUAUGUCAAGUGAUUGGAGAAAGUACAAUCUCUUUAAUCCAAUCAUGAAGAACACAGUGCCUCUGCAUCCUUAUGGAUGGACAGCUUUAAGGUUUAGAGCAGAUAAUCCAGGCGUCUGGGCUUUUCAUUGUCAUAUUGAGUCCCAUUUUUAUAUGGGUAUGACAGUUGUGUUUGAAGAAGGGAUAGACAAGGUGGGCAAAUUGCCUUCGUCUAUUAUGGGUUGCGGUGAAACCCGCAACCCAUAUAUAUAGUAUUUUUUUUAACAAGACAUGCACAAACUGUAAUCUUUAUAUUUAUAUAAAGAACAAAGAUCAAAUAGUUAAUUACUUCUUUAAUUGAGGUGUUUUAUUAUUGCAAGCAAA
This is a messenger RNA of Jatropha curcas, 2231 nucleotides long. Its product is annotated as L-ascorbate oxidase. The record is from RefSeq and is a predicted model, not a curated record. Lineage: Eukaryota; Viridiplantae; Streptophyta; Magnoliopsida; Malpighiales; Euphorbiaceae. Gene Ontology annotation, molecular function: oxidoreductase activity; copper ion binding. Gene Ontology annotation, cellular component: extracellular region.